Molecule: messenger RNA, 306 nt
Organism: Opisthorchis viverrini
Lineage: Eukaryota; Metazoa; Platyhelminthes; Trematoda; Opisthorchiida; Opisthorchiidae
Exons: 3
Coding region: 1-306 (101 amino acids)
Source: RefSeq, a predicted model, not a curated record
AUGUCUGAGUCCCUAGGGCAAAUUACUAUCUUCAAAGAGUACACAACACCUCAAACCGAAAUGCCGAGUUCACCCAGAUUUUUUUGCGAUCUGCUCAUAUAUUGGGUUGGGGACGGUCAGGCGCAAAUCUGGCGACAUCGCGUUGACCCGAUAACCUACUUUAAACAGUGUACCGUAAGCACGUUGGUUCCUAAUUCGAUGGCCGAAAAACGGGAAAGUGGGACGUACGACCAAGCCUGGGAGGCGAAGAUAGUCACACUUGGUAGUCCGAUUACGGACAUAGCCUAUAUUUGGCCAUGUCCGUAA